Molecule: messenger RNA, 1625 nt
Organism: Dacryopinax primogenitus
Lineage: Eukaryota; Fungi; Basidiomycota; Dacrymycetes; Dacrymycetales; Dacrymycetaceae
Product: phosphoglycerate mutase-like protein
Exons: 5
Coding region: 14-1375 (453 amino acids)
Biological process (GO): dephosphorylation
Molecular function (GO): phosphatase activity
Source: RefSeq, a predicted model, not a curated record
UUGACAGUCAACAAUGGCUACGGACGCUCCAAUCGGUCUUAUCCUCAUCACCCGGCAUGGUGAUCGACAGGGUUUCUACCAGGAUCCAACCAGCUACACCGCCUCCAACACCGUCAUAACCCCUCUCGGCGAACUGCAAGAGUUCCAAUCCGGUACCGGCGUUCGUGUGCGCUACCUCACCCCUGGGGGAGCGUCGUACAUGCCCGCGCUGAGCCCACAGAUCCCCAGUUUGACGCAGAUUGACGUACGUGCGGACGGGGGCGGAGAGGGUGGGGUGAUCGUCGACAGUGCAUAUGCGUUUAUGCAGGGCAUGUUCCCUGCCAACACCACUGCGCAAACGAUCACCCUCGCUAACGGGACGACCGUCACUUCCCCCCUAGGAGGGUACGUCUACGUCCCCGUCCAAUCCGUCAUGCCGACAAAGGACUACACCCUCGAGGGGUUCACCUCGUGCAACACGUUCGCUGCGCACAACACGGCGUUUUAUAACAGCCCCCACUUCUUGCAGGUUCAGAGCGAUAAUAUGGCUUUCUUGCAGAGCUUGGAACCGAUCUUGGGACCGGAUAGGAACAUCUCCCUCGCUAAUAUGUACAACAUCUUUGAUUAUAUCAACGUGAACAACAUUCAUAACGCAACGUUCCACUCCAUGGUCUCGAAUGACGUGAUGGAACAUGUGCGCGCUCUGACAAACUACCACGAGUACGGCGUGUUCAGCGACGUCACCCCUGCUGGGAUAGGGAACAUCGCUGGGCAAGCGAUCCUCCAGCCCAUGCUGACCGCAUUGAACGAAUUCCAAAACACCUCUUCGCCCGUUCGUUUCCAGUACCUCGGCGUCUCCUACAAACCCUUCCUCUCGCUGUUCAACAUGACCCAAGUCCCGAACCAGGAUAUCGUCGACUACGCCUCCGUGCUCGCGUACGAAGUCCGCAACACCUCUUCGGGAUUCACGAUCCGCGCUAACUUUAGGAACGGCUCUGCGACCGCUAUGGACGGGAGCGAUAUCCUCCCUCUGAGCAUGUUCGGCAACGCGGCAGGAGCGGACAUGCCCCUCCAGACAUUCAUCGACAAUCUGGCGCCGUACGCGAUCAACAACCUCAUACAGUGGUGCAACGUGUGCAACCAAACUACCGCAAAUGGGUGCAACAUCGCCCUCGCCGCGCAGGCUGCGUCACUUUCCUCUUCUUCUUCAUCCUCCGGGUCAGGGUCGGUCAGCCCCCCGAUCGCAGGGGUCAUAGGCGCGUUCGUCACACUCGGAGUGGCGCUCAUACUCGCAGCCCUGUGGUUCCUGGCUACAAAGUUCGUCAAGCGUCCUGCACCUACGGCGGGAGGGGACAACGGGAGUGGGGAACAUUUGGAAAAGAGGGCUAGUGCUUGAACGGCUGUCUUGGGCUGGGAGGAAGCAGGAUGUAGGAAGAAAGGAUCAGAAGAUCAGAUGAGGCUGUACAAUAUAUUAUGAAGAUUUGGUGAUCAUGUUUCUUGCUCGGCUUCGACUCGGCAACGUGACGUCAUGCUGAUUGCCAGACUGGUAGGGACUGAAAAUUCUCCACUCCCCACCUGCCUGUCAUUACAUGUUUUUCAGCUGUGUUUUUCAGCAUUGUGUAGGACACUUUGUCUGUAUCCAAUGC